This is a messenger RNA of Egretta garzetta (little egret), 2004 nucleotides long. It is a transcript of the gene NLGN1, whose product is annotated as neuroligin 1. Gene Ontology annotation, cellular component: postsynaptic specialization membrane; synapse; cell surface. The coding region runs from base 85 to 2004 and encodes 639 amino acids. The record is from RefSeq and is a predicted model, not a curated record. NCBI's taxonomy places the organism in Eukaryota, Metazoa, Chordata, Aves, Pelecaniformes, Ardeidae. The transcript is spliced from 5 exons. Gene Ontology annotation, biological process: synaptic vesicle endocytosis; postsynaptic membrane assembly; neuron cell-cell adhesion. Gene Ontology annotation, molecular function: neurexin family protein binding; signaling receptor activity.
ACAAAGAAACAGACAGAUGAUUUAGGUGAUAAUGACGGUGCUGAAGAUGAAGACAUUCGGGACAGUGGGGGACCUAAGCCUGUGAUGGUGUAUAUUCACGGAGGGUCCUACAUGGAAGGCACUGGAAAUUUAUAUGAUGGCAGUGUUCUAGCAAGUUAUGGGAAUGUGAUAGUCAUCACAGUCAACUAUCGCCUUGGGGUACUUGGAUUUUUGAGCACUGGGGACCAAGCAGCAAAAGGAAACUAUGGCCUCCUUGAUCUAAUUCAAGCUUUGCGAUGGACUAGUGAAAAUAUUGGGUUCUUUGGUGGUGACCCACUAAGAAUAACUGUUUUUGGAUCUGGUGCAGGCGGUUCAUGCGUCAAUCUGUUGACUUUAUCCCAUUAUUCUGAAGGACUAUUUCAAAGAGCAAUAGCUCAAAGCGGAACAGCUCUCUCCAGCUGGGCAGUUAGUUUUCAGCCUGCAAAAUACGCCAGGAUGUUGGCUACAAAAGUUGGUUGCAACAUGUCAGACACUGUAGAAUUGGUAGAAUGUCUACAGAAGAAGCCUUACAGAGAACUUGUCGACCAGGACAUCCAACCAGCAAGAUACCAUAUAGCCUUUGGACCAGUAAUUGAUGGCGAUGUGAUACCAGACGAUCCUCAGAUAUUGAUGGAACAAGGAGAAUUCCUCAAUUACGACAUCAUGUUGGGAGUUAACCAAGGGGAAGGGUUAAAAUUUGUUGAAAAUAUUGUGGACAGCGAAGACGGCAUAUCAGCUAGUGAUUUUGACUUUGCAGUUUCUAAUUUUGUCGAUAACCUAUACGGAUACCCCGAAGGCAAAGAUAUAUUGAGGGAAACUAUUAAAUUUAUGUACACGGACUGGGCGGAUCGACACAAUCCUGAGACCAGGAGGAAAACGCUGCUGGCUUUGUUUACUGACCACCAGUGGGUUGCACCGGCCGUGGCUACAGCAGAUCUUCACUCAAAUUUCGGAUCGCCUACGUAUUUCUAUGCCUUCUACCAUCAUUGCCAGACAGAUCAGGUACCUGCAUGGGCAGAUGCAGCGCACGGAGACGAGGUUCCUUACGUACUAGGAAUCCCCAUGAUUGGUCCUACUGAAUUAUUUCCUUGUAAUUUCUCCAAAAAUGAUGUCAUGCUAAGUGCAGUGGUGAUGACGUACUGGACGAACUUUGCAAAAACUGGUGACCCAAAUCAGCCAGUGCCGCAAGAUACAAAAUUCAUCCAUACAAAACCAAAUCGUUUUGAAGAAGUAGCAUGGACCAGAUAUUCUCAGAAAGACCAACUCUACCUUCACAUUGGAUUAAAACCACGAGUUAAAGAACAUUACAGGGCCAAUAAAGUGAACCUCUGGUUGGAACUGGUACCUCAUCUGCACAAUCUUAACGACAUUUCACAGUAUACCUCUACCACAACUAAAGUGCCAUCAACUGAUAAUACUUUCAGACCAACGAGGAAAAAUUCUGUUUCUGUGACUUCAGCCUUUCCUACAGCCAAACAGGAUGAUCCCAAACAACAACCAAGCCCGUUUUCAGUGGAUCAAAGGGACUAUUCAACAGAAUUGAGUGUUACUAUUGCAGUCGGUGCAUCUUUGCUGUUCCUGAACAUUUUGGCCUUUGCAGCAUUGUACUACAAAAAAGACAAGCGGAGACAUGAUGUUCAUAGGAGAUGUAGCCCACAACGUACUACUACCAAUGAUCUUACCCAUGCACAAGAAGAGGAGAUAAUGUCCCUCCAAAUGAAGCACACUGACUUGGAUCAUGAAUGUGAGUCCAUCCAUCCACAUGAGGUGGUUCUUAGGACCGCCUGUCCCCCAGACUACACGCUAGCUAUGAGAAGGUCUCCUGAUGACAUUCCCUUAAUGACACCCAACACCAUCACAAUGAUCCCCAACACUAUACCAGGGAUUCAACCCCUACACACAUUCAAUACAUUUACCGGAGGACAGAACAAUACUCUGCCCCAUCCUCAUCCCCACCCCCAUUCACACUCAACAACCAGGGUAUAG